Molecule: messenger RNA, 2574 nt
Organism: Labrus mixtus (cuckoo wrasse)
Lineage: Eukaryota; Metazoa; Chordata; Actinopteri; Labriformes; Labridae
Product: mucin-2-like
Exons: 5
Coding region: 201-1178 (325 amino acids)
Source: RefSeq, a predicted model, not a curated record
GUGGGAGGAAAAUAUAGAGAGAUUGGUGAAUGUGACAGGAGUUAACGCAGAGCACGAGAGUGAGACAUUUCGGUUUUUUUAUAGCAAGAAAAGUGACGCGUUUUACUCUGCGCGCGAGUCUAAAAUUCGCCGCCUGCUUGCCGCGCGGCCCCACCCCUGCUCCUCUUCUGCCCGACUCCCUCCGGAUAUUUUUAGCGCUGAUGAUGUGCCCUGUCAAAUCACGUAACGGAAACAGCCUCGGAGCUGAAAAGCAGAGCUGCCGCGUAGAGAAAGCGUUGGGUCCUUUUUUCUUUGUGAUCUGCAGAGAAAAAGCCGCGGAUGAGAUGAAAUUUGAAAAUACUUUUGUGUUUUGCGUCUUGGUAAUCCUUACCGGCUCAUCGCAGACGAGAGGUCAGAGCAGUGCUGCCAUGCCUCCUGAAACCUUGACUUCUCCUGACCCGACAGAGGAUCCAGAUCAUGAGGUCCCACAGUGGACACACAUUCCUGCAGGCCAGGAAGACGCCUCAACUCAAACCACCAUUACAAAAACAGAAGUCCAUUUAGAGACUGUAAAAAGUACAGCGUUUCAAACAUCAACUGCAGGCUAUACCUUGGCUACAUCUCAACACACAGAAGUACCUGUCUCCAUGACUGCUCACAAUGCCACUUCUUCGGCUCCAGAUCCUGCAGACAGCCUUUCAUCCACACCGACUGUGGAGAGCUCCACCCCUACACAGCACAUCUCCACCACUGAAGGCAGAGCCCUGCUGACCACAGAACCCCUCACCAACUUUUCAUCUCUGCCAGCCCACACGACGCAUGGUACCAGCUCCACAGCCCACACCUCCACCACACAGCAGCAGUCUGAGUCACUGACCACAUCCUCCACAAAGCCAACAACCACAGGGCUCCCUCUGACCUCAGCCCCGGGCCGGGCUCCUGCAGGGCCGACGCACCAGGAGGUUCCAUCUGAACUAAAUGUUGGAGAUGAAGACCACAAGAGCCCCCGCUCAAGCUCCCCUCUGGACCCUCUACUAGCUGGUCUGCUCUCAGUGUUUAUUGUCACCACUGCCAUCGUCUUCGUCGUCCUCUUCCUCAAGUUCCGCCAGCGAACAAACCACCCAGAGUUCCAUCGGCUGCAGGAUCUACCCAUGGAUGAUUUGAUGGAGGACACACCACUCUCCAGGUAUAGCUACUGAUCCAAUGAAUCCAUUCAGUCACUUCUACCACUCAGCGAGCAGACGAGAAGAAGAGACGCCAGAGGAGCCAGUGUUGGUCUAAGGAAAGCCUUUGCCUAAAUGCAACCAGGUUUUGAAUAUUUUUGGUCAGCGAUAGUAAUGUGCCUUUCUGGUUACAUGAAUCAUAACAUCUUUUAAAAAGAGAGGAUUCUGUUGUACGUUUUGCCACAUUCCCUUUAAAUUUCCACAGAUCUUCAGUCUGGUGGAAAGCAUGUUGUUUUCUUUCUUUCCAGAGGGCGGGUAAAUAGUACCUCUGCACCUCAGUCUGACUCCUCAUGUAUGCACAGCACUUUAAUGUGGCAUGAAUGGUCACAUCGCCCCCUGGGGGACUUCUUAGGUAGUGUGGAUCAAGGCAGCAUGAAGUCCUCUGAUGUAUUUAAUACACAACCUCAGGUUAUCAAGAAAGAUACAAGUGUGGAUAUCAGAGACGGAGUGCGGAUAUUCUUUUAAGAUGGAAAGAUGCCAACAUGCCUAAAACAAGUAUUGAUUAUAAAUGAAGAUCCCUUUGGUGACCAAAUAGUGAAGAGCACUUUCAAAUCCAUUUCGCCCGGUUGCUCAUGUUGUCUUAAUAUUGAGGCCUUGCUUGUAGAAAAUCAGCAGAAGCAAGACAUCUUUUAAUUCCAAAGCCAUAAAUAAACCAGCUCUCCAGCAGCCAAUCAUUCAAAUAUAUGAACCAGAUUACAAGCAUUGAUCUUUGCAGCCUUCUAGUUAGAUUUAUUAAUUUUGAUGAUGAAUUCACCAAUCCACAGAGACAAGACCUUGCUUCACUUAACAAAACCCUUUGCAGGAGUACAUUCUGAAGUUUUAUUAAAAUAUUACGGUUGAAUGUGUUGUAAAAUUCAUAUUUAUGAAGAAUGUAUUUGUUUUGUUCAAAAGCUUUUACUGAAAACAAUGAAAGGAGGCGCAGGGAGUUGUCCAGUUCAGACUGUCAUUAGAUGUAUGUGUAUUAGCUGGAGUAUUAUUCAAAUGUACUUGAACAAAGCUGACUUAUCAGUGUUUUUAGUGUGUGGUCUAAGUAACAGAUGUAUGAUAAUAUGUCAUUGAAAUGUGGACCUGUAAGAACUUCUUCUGGACUGUUUGAUAAUAAAAGUUAAACCACGGGACUGUAAGCCAAGACGUUGCACAUGCAGAGGCAGUGGGACCUUGUUAGAGCACAGCUAAACUGUGUUUAAAGCAUUUUGCUGUGUCAUUGUACUAAGUGCUUUUUCUGUAGGUGUUCUUUAGCUGACAGCUCUGCAGAGAUAUCAAACACCUGCCUCCACAAGUACAGUGGACUUUGAUCGAUUAAUCAGAUUUAAAAAAGGAAAGCCACUCCUUACACACACACACACCAGAUCUAAGACUACACAUUCACACG